This is a messenger RNA of Entelurus aequoreus (snake pipefish), 2431 nucleotides long. Its product is annotated as zinc finger protein OZF-like. The coding region runs from base 450 to 2246 and encodes 598 amino acids. The transcript is spliced from 2 exons. NCBI's taxonomy places the organism in Eukaryota, Metazoa, Chordata, Actinopteri, Syngnathiformes, Syngnathidae. Gene Ontology annotation, cellular component: nucleus. Gene Ontology annotation, biological process: regulation of transcription by RNA polymerase II. Gene Ontology annotation, molecular function: DNA-binding transcription factor activity, RNA polymerase II-specific; RNA polymerase II transcription regulatory region sequence-specific DNA binding. The record is from RefSeq and is a predicted model, not a curated record.
GGUUCAGUGAGUCACAGAAUGCGCCAGUUCCACUCAUACCGGCAUGGUCGCGGCGGAGCUCAUCUGAACUGAGAAAGGAACGAAUCAGUUGAUGAAGUGAUUCGGUUCAGUACGUUCACUCAAAAGAUUCGUUCUUUCGAACGAAUCGUUCGCGAACGACACAACACUACAGCAAAGUCCUCCUUUACUCCACACACGCUUCUAAGCCUCGGCACAUCUCCUCACAUCACACACUUUAUUCAUCCUCCGUGUCAGGAUAAACUCCACUCGUCUCAGUAAACUUUGGAGAUUAUUAGGCCCGCUUAGCUUGCUAGUUGUUUUAGCGCGCUAGUUAGCUUAGCAUGCUAGUUAGCUUAGCUUGUUAGCUGAUAACAAAGAGACGCGGGUUUUAUCAACACAUCGCUUGGUUAAGAUCAAGUGUGAGUGUUAAGUGUUGUGAUUGUGUGAAAAUGUGCGAAAGAACGAUAGCAGAGUACAAGGAGGAACUUUGUCCAACAAAAGAGGAGAAGGAGCGACGACAUCAACUACAGGACGCUGUUUUCAAGAAACCUCAAGUUGUGUUACACAGAACAGUUAUCUGUGAAGAACAUCUUCACCCUAAACAACAGCAGUGGAGCUUCAGGAUGCGGACAAAGGAGCCCCAGCCCUCCCACAUUAAGAAGGAAGAGGAAUACCCACUCAUCCCCCAUUUUAAAAAGAUAGAGGAGGACCCACUGACACCCCAUUUUAAAGAGGAAGAGGAGAACCCACUGACACCCCAUUUUAAAGAGGAAGUGGUGGAUCCACUGAGCCCUCACAUUAAGGAGGAAGAGGUGGAUCCACUGACACCCCAUUUUAAAGAGGAAGAGGAGGACCCACUGACACCCCAUUUUAAAAAGAAAGCGGUGGAUCCACUGAGCCCUCACAUUAAGGACAAAGAGGUGGAUCCACUGACCCCUCACGUUAAGGAUGAAGAGGAGGACCCACUGACCCCUCACAUUAAAGAGGAAGAGGAGGAACACAGCAUCAGUCAGCAGGGAGAGCAUCUUGAAGGACUGAAAGAGGUUGAUGUCACCAAGAUGCCAGUGACUGGUGUCCCUGUGAAGAGUGAAGAUGAUGAGGUCAAAGGUGAAAGUGAGGAGAAGAGAGAGGCGGAGCCUCCAAGCAGCAGCUCAACACAACACAUGACAACAGAAGCUGAUGGAGACCACUGUGGAGGAUCACAAGCAGACAAGCUCUUAGCUCCACUAUCAGAUAGUGAGGACACAACGUCACACUCUCCUGACACUGAUGAUGAAGACUCUAAAGAUGAUAAGACAUGUCACACUGACAACACUCACUUCACAUGUUCUCUCUGUGACAAAACUUUUAAAUCUCCAAGUAAUUUGAAAAGACACAUGAGAACACACACUGGAGAAAAACCUUUUUCAUGUUCAACUUGCAGUAAAGAUUUUACUCAUAGACACGAUUUGAAAAUACACAUGAGAAUACACACUGGAGAAAAACCUUUUUCCUGCUCAGAAUGUGGUAAAAGUUUUGUAAGAAAUCAAAGUUUAAAAGCACACAUGAGAACACACACUGGAGAAAAACCUUUUUCAUGUACAAUCUGCGGUAAAGAUUUUACUCAUAGGCAACAUUUGCAAAUACACAUGAGAAUACACACUGGAGAAAAACCUUUUUCCUGCUCAGAAUGUGGUAAAAGUUUUGUAAGAAAUCAAAGUUUAAAAGAACACAUGAGAACGCACACUGGAGAAAAACCUUUUUCAUGUUCAAUCUGCGGUAAAGAUUUUACUCAUAGGCCACAUUUGAAAGUACACAUGACAACACACACUGGAGAAAAACCUUUUUUAUGUUCAAUCUGCGGUAAAGAUUUUACUCAUAUGCCACAUUUGAAAGUACACAUGAGAACACACACUGGAGAACAACCUUUUUCAUGUUCAAUCUGCAGUAAAGAGUUUACUCGAAGGGAAAAUUUCAAAAUGCACAUGAGAAUACACACUGGAGAAAAACCUUUUUCCUGUUCAAUCUGCAGUAAAUAUUUUGCUCAAAGGCACUAUUUUAAAAAACACAUGAGUACACACACUGGAGAAAAACCUUAUACAUGUUCAGUAUGUUGUAAAAGUUUUAUACAAAGUCAGCAUUUGAAAAGACACAUGAUAACACACACAGGUGAGAAAGUGUUGAGUUGCAGUGUGUGUGGUGAAAGAUUCUCUUCUAAGUACCAGUAUAAGAAACACAAGUGUGCUGGUGAGAACAGCAGCAAAUGAAGAUGCAGGAUUUGAAAUAAACUGUCAAAACUUAAAGGCCUACUGAAAUGAAUUUUUUUUUAAUUUAAACGGGGAUAGCAGAUCCAUUCUAUGUGUUACACUUGAUCAUUUUGCAAUAUUGCCAUAUUUUUGCUGAAAGGAUUUAGUAUAGAACAACGUCGAUAAAGUUCGCAACUUUUGGUCUC